This is a messenger RNA of Clunio marinus, 891 nucleotides long. The record is from the annotation of a GenBank genome assembly. Lineage: Eukaryota; Metazoa; Arthropoda; Insecta; Diptera; Chironomidae.
AUGUCAAGGAGAAGUAGCAACAAAAAAUCUGUCAACUUGAAAGUGCAAAAUAGUUCAACAAAAGUGUUAUUUCUAGAGAAACAAUUCUUGAAAGAAGAACAAAAUGAGCUGGAAGUAAUAUCAAUAUCGUUACCAAGAAAGAAUUCAACUUUCGUUAAAUCUAAGAAAGGUCUCAUUUACGAGCUGAUCCAAUUCAAUGAAAAACAUCGAAGUUAUUUCAUUGACAAAACAGUUUGCAGUAAUGGGAAGAUUUAUAUGACAUCUCAAAUAGAUCCACUGUUUAUAUUCAUUCAAUAUGUAGAAGCAAAUUGCAAAACCAAAGCCCAACCUUUGACUCAAAUUAUGACGGGACCUGCUGAGUUAUUUAUAGAAGCAUUAAAAAGCUCACAAAUGAAAAUGAUUGCUGAUCAGAAAGGCCCUGAUGAUCUCAAAGCAUUCAUUUAUAAUGAAGAUAAGACAUUAAAAUGGCUAAAACUUAAGUUCAACAAUGUGAAAAAAUCUUUAAAAGAUCUAAAAAUUGUCAGUUCUGGAGCAUCAUCAAUGAACUUUGUCAAAUCAUCACUUCAAGAAGAUAACGACGAUGAAGAUGCAAUUGAAGAAACGGCUUUUGGCAUUAUAUCAGAAUACAUUUCUUUAGAUUUAAUAGAAAAAUUAGAUCAACACUAUGGAAUCAGCAAAAAGUCAAAAGAUCCAAUCACACAAAAAAGAAAAUCGGAAGUUAAAAAUGAUGAAAACGAACAAAAGAAAAUUAAACUUGAAGAUCAAGAAAAUUCUUUGUUUUCACCGAAAAAAGUUGAAAAACUAGAAACCAAAGCAACUUCAAAGACAAAAGCUUUAGAAAAAGCUGCAAAAGGAAGUAAAUCUAUAAACUCGUUUUUCACCAAGAAGUAG